Helobdella robusta is the source of this 1326-nucleotide messenger RNA. RefSeq lists its product as hypothetical. NCBI's taxonomy places the organism in Eukaryota, Metazoa, Annelida, Clitellata, Rhynchobdellida, Glossiphoniidae. The coding region runs from base 1 to 1326 and encodes 441 amino acids. The transcript has 4 exons. The record is from RefSeq and is a predicted model, not a curated record.
AUGGAUAAACUCGCUCUGGAUAUGGUUGAUCAAAUGUCUGCCCCAGUGGGAACAGAAUUGCUUCCAGAACCACCAAAAGAUUUACAAAUGCCAAGUUUUGAGCUGGGAAAAGUUCCUCCGCCCUUGAAACUUCCUCCAAUUAAUCCCAUAGAUUCUGUUCCAAAGUUACCAAACACUCCGAUUGAAAAAUCAUCGCCACUACCACCAGGACCUCCUUCAAAAAAUAUUUCUAAACCGGUCGAACCUUUAAAACUUAAAGAAGUUCAGUCGAUUAGUAAAAAGAAAAGUAAAAAGAGAAAGAAGGAAAAAGAUAGCGAAACAUCGUCAAGUUCGGAGAGAUGCAAGUAUCGGGAUAGAGAUAUAAUCCCAAUGUACGUUGGACAACCAUGCUACACGGAAUACAACUACAGUCCUUUCAUGUACGCACCAUUCACUAACAUCCCAAAUCCCAAAGAAGAUAUCUUUGCCGCGAGAGAAAUUGAUAACAAUCCUUUUACGACAUUUUCUCCGCUUGUCAACCCAAUGUCCAUGCCUCCAUUCAUGCCUUCAGAAUUAGGCCAACCUUUUUGUGGAGUUGAAUCAUCACAACAUUUGAAACAUAGUUUUAACUUUUCUGAUUUUCCAAAGCAUUUCCCUGGUUUGAAUCCAAUGUCGGGAACCUGUCCUGAGCCAAUAAUAAACGAGAUGCCUGGAACAUCUGACAAUGUUCAUUUCAUGGUGGAUGAUAUAGAAUGGGAAGUUUUGCAAUCGAAGUAUCACGAAGCUGAUAUUGCCGACGCUAUUUAUAAAGAAUACACGAGAAGAUUAGAAAGAUUGAAAGAUUUUCAUUUCAAGCCAACCAUUAAGAAACAAUUGAGAAGUCUUCAACAAGUUAUGAACGCUUUACAUCUUCACGCCAAAUAUUCUGAAAGAUCGAAAAGAGAAAUAUUACAACACUUGGUUCCUAAGAAGAAGAAAAAGCCGAAACAUAAAAUGGAAAACGACGACGACGAUGACGAGAUUCAACUGCUAAAAGACAGACUUAACAAACUGAGAGAAAAAUUUAAUAGAAGUAAAAAAUUUGAUCACGUGUUUCCGCGGCAGAAUGAAAAUGAACGUCUUGUCAUGAAAACUUUUUCAGACGGCAUGAGAGAAAUUUUUACAACUAUGACGAUCAAAUGCAAACAAAAAGCUGAAAAAGACAUGAAGGAGCAAAAAGAGAACGAAUUGAAUCUGGAGCUACUCAAGCAACUGGAAAUGAUCAAACUUCAAAAUCCAACUGCGAAAGAAGUCGUCAUCGAAAAAAAUCCCACCACUGGUAAACGAGAGAUUAUUGUCAAAAAUUGA